This is a messenger RNA of Lactuca saligna, 2622 nucleotides long. Lineage: Eukaryota; Viridiplantae; Streptophyta; Magnoliopsida; Asterales; Asteraceae. The record is from the annotation of a GenBank genome assembly.
UAUACUUUUAUCUUGUCAUGUUAGGUAGACCAUAGUUUAUAAAUUAUUUUUUAAUUUGUCCUAUGAAAAAAUUGUUAGUGGUUUAGUCGACCUAAAGAAAUGUUUUGUUUUCCUAAUGGGCUGUGUUCCUGUACUCCUCACGCUUAUUGAAAAGCCUGGUAUCUUUCAAUCACAGGACACCACUAAGAUCGAAGUUAUAUUAAUCAACGUGUCACGAUCUCCACACAAGACAUCGAUCGCGACAGCUGUACCAAUCAUAGCUUAUCAUGCUCUCCCUAUCCUGAAAUAUACGUGAGUUCGGCCCGAUUUUCUUAGUCAAUCAAUCUCUCUCUAGGUUCUGUGUGUCUGUGGAUGACUAUACAUACAGCGGCCCUGUAUAUAUAUAUGCGGAGCUGUCGACGAGCAGACAGUGAAACCCUACGAUAGGGAGUCUUUCACGAGUUUCCUCAUCCCUCUUUACAUUCAGGAACAAGGCAGCUGCCAAAUCACCACACACACACACACACAGAGCUUAAACUUUUAAUAAUGGCGGCGAUCGAUCCAACUCGUGGAUUUCUUAAAGAUGUGAAGCGUAUCGUAAUUAAGGUUGGGACAGCUGUGGUCACCCGAGAAGACGGAAGACUUGCCCUUGGAAGACUAGGAGCUCUCUGUGAACAGAUUCAAAUACUAAAUUCUCAAGGAUUCGAGGUUAUCUUGGUCUCAUCAGGUGCUGUUGGUGCAGGUAGACAGCGUCUCAGAUACAGGAAAUUAGUCCACAGCAGCUUUGCGGACCUCCAAAAGCCACAGGUUGAGCUUGAUGGCAAGGCAUGUGCAGCUGUUGGACAAAAUGGUCUCAUGGCACUUUAUGACACACUCUUCAGUCAACUAGAUGUCACAUCAGCUCAGCUUCUUGUCACUGAUAAUGACUUCAGGAGUCCAGAAUUUAGGAAACAACUCACUGAAACAGUCGAUUCUUUAUUGUCUUAUAAAGUGAUUCCUGUAUUUAAUGAAAAUGAUGCAGUUAGUACCCGUCGUGCUCCAUAUGAGGAUUCUUCUGGUAUUUUCUGGGAUAAUGACAGCCUGGCAGCUCUGCUAGCUUUGGAGUUGAAAGCCGACCUUUUAGUGCUGUUGAGUGAUGUGGAUGGUCUUUACAGUGGCCCACCAAGUGAUCCUCAGUCAAAGCUAAUUUAUACAUACAUUAAGGAGAAGCUUGAGAAUACAAUUACUUUUGGUGAUAAGUCAAGGCUAGGAAGAGGUGGAAUGACUGCUAAAGUCAAAGCUGCUGUUUAUGCUUCACAAGCUGGGAUCCCUGUCAUUAUAACAAGUGGUUUUGCUGGGGACAAUAUUGUCAGAGUACUUCAAGGACAGCGUAUUGGUACACUUUUUCAUCAGGAUGCUCAUACAUGGGUGUCAAAUGGGGAGUUAAAUGCACGUGACAUGGCAGUAGCAGCAAGAGAAAGUUCUAGGCGUCUUCAGGCCAUGUCUGCGAAAGGAAGAAAUGCUGGAUAUGAAACAUCUUUAGUGUCUCGGUUGGCUCUAAAGCCUGGGAAGGUUGCUAGUCUUGCGAAAGCCAUACGUGUGCUUGCAAAUAUGGAAGAGCCUAUUGGACAAGUAUUAAAGAGAACAGAGCUUUCAGAUGGAUUCAUCUUAGAUAAGACAUCAUCUCCUUUGGGUGUGCUUCUUGUUAUAUUUGAGUCUCGCCCCGAGGCUCUAGUUCAGAUAGCAUCAUUGGCUAUCCGAACUGGGAAUGGGCUUCUAUUGAAAGGGGGAAAGGAAGCAAAACGUUCCAAUGCUAUCUUGCACAAGAUAAUUACUUCGGCCAUACCAGAAAGUGUUGGUGGAGGACUAAUUGGACUUGUGACUUCUAGAGAUGAAAUUCCUGAACUGCUCAAGCUUGAUGAUGUGAUUGAUCUGGUGAUACCAAGAGGCAGCAAUAAACUUGUUUCUCAAAUAAAGUCUUCAACAAAAAUUCCUGUUCUAGGUCAUGCUGAUGGAAUUUGUCAUGUGUAUGUGGACAAAUCUGCAGACAUGGAAAUGGCAAAGAACAUAGUUUUGGAUGCAAAAACAGACUACCCUGCAGCCUGUAAUGCCAUGGAAACACUUCUUGUUCAUAAGGAGCUGAUGGAGAAUGGUGGUGUUAAUGAGCUUCUCAUAGAACUUCAAACUAAAGGUGUUAGCAUAAAUGGUGGUCCAAGGGCGAGCUCUGUGCUGAAUCUUACACCAGCACCCUCGUUUCAUCACGAGUAUGGUUCAAUGAAUUGCACCCUUGAAAUUGUGGAUGAUGUGUAUGCAGCCAUUGAUCACAUACACAAACAUGGAAGUGCACAUACUGAUUGUAUUGUUACGGAAGACCGAGAAGUUGCAGAUCUGUUUCUAAGUCAAGUGGACAGUGCUGCUGUGUUUCACAAUGCAAGCACAAGAUUUAGUGAUGGAUUUCGGUUUGGUCUUGGGGCAGAGGUUGGUAUAAGUACGAGCAGGAUCCAUGCUCGUGGGCCCGUAGGUGUUGAAGGAUUGCUUACAACACGGUGGAUUGCACGAGGAAGCGGACAAGUGGUGGAUAAUGAUAAAGGGGUUGUGUAUACUCACAAAGACCUUACCACCACGACGACCCAUAAUAAUAAUAAUCAUAAAGCAGCAGCUUAA